GAACAUCAUUUUCGUUCGUAUGUAUUCUUCUUAAUUAGCCUUUAAGAAAUACAAAUUAUUCUGCAGCUCGCUAGCUAGCUUGGCCUUUUUUUUGAAGAAUUAAUCGUGCGUGAAGAUCAUCGAUCGAUGGAAGAAAGUCUUCCUCCUGGGUUCAGGUUCCAUCCCACUGAUGAAGAACUCAUCUCGUAUUAUCUAACUGGAAAGGUUUCUGAUGUUGGUUUCACAUCCAAAGCUGUAGCAGUUGUUGAUCUCAAUAAGUGUGAACCUUGGGACCUCCCAGCCAAGGCCUCCAUGGGAGAAAAAGAAUGGUAUUUUUUCAGCAUGAGAGACAGAAAAUACCCAACUGGACUUCGAACCAACCGAGCCACUGAAGCUGGCUAUUGGAAAACGACAGGGAAGGACAAGGAAAUAUUUCGUGCAGGAUCAGUACUGAUUGGGAUGAAGAAAACCCUAGUUUUCUACAAGGGAAGAGCUCCCAGGGGUGAGAAAAGCAAUUGGGUUAUGCAUGAAUACCGGCUAGAAAGCAAGCAUCCUUUUAGAUCAACAAAGGAAGAAUGGGUGGUUUGUCGUGUUUUCCAAAAGAGUGCAGUGAAAAAACCACAGCAGAUCACGCAAGUAUCCUCGCAGCUGCCAUCUGAUCUUGAGUCUCCAUGUGAAACAAACUCAAAUGUAAAUGAAUUCGGAGACAUUGAGUUACCAAAUCUAAACAGCAAUAUUGCAAAUUCAUCGAACAGAUUCAUCAGUAAUAUAUCACCACAAAGUAGUUAUCACAGUGACAACAACAAUGCUAACAAUAUCAUGAACAUGAACUUGAACAUGAAUUGGGCCGCAGUAAGGGAGGCGGCGGCUACUCUACCAUCACUCUCAUGGCGUCCAGCUUCCAGCCAGCUGCUAACCUCAGCUGCAGGUCUCUCGGUGAAUUCCUUGCUUCUCAAGGCAUUACAGCAGAGAAGCUAUCCACCAAGAGAAGCUGCAAGUACUAAUGAUCAUCACUAUUCGUACAAUAUGCAGCCACAAGGGAUAAUUUCCCACUUGGGAUCAAAUGAUUUGGGUUCUAACUUGCAGGCCUCUUCCUCUAAAGUCUUGGAGUCUGUGCAAAUACAGCAGCAGUCGGAGCAGCCUGCAUUCAAUUUGGAUUCCAUUUGGUGAAGAAACCAAGCUAAAGUACUGUGAGAACUAACUUCUUGUUAAAAAACUCCUGAACAUGCCUGCACAUGAUAUAUAUCUAUAUAUAUAUAUGUAUGUAUGUAUAUUAUCUGAAAUAUCAACCCUAGAACUCUUCAAUUGUACUUGUCAUAAGGAGCCAAGCAGAUGCUCUAUACGGAUAUUAAUGUAUCUUAGUUAAUUUGUUCAGCUGGUUAAUUAUUUAGUCAAAUUUUAAAAUUGGGAAAAUUAAUUAAAUCCCAUCUGUUUAUGCUGUUAAUUGGUCAAGCUCAAUGUCAAAUUAUUGGGCAAAUAUUGUAACUC
This is a messenger RNA of Juglans regia (Persian walnut), 1467 nucleotides long. Its product is annotated as protein CUP-SHAPED COTYLEDON 1. The coding region runs from base 127 to 1149 and encodes 340 amino acids. Gene Ontology annotation, molecular function: DNA binding. NCBI's taxonomy places the organism in Eukaryota, Viridiplantae, Streptophyta, Magnoliopsida, Fagales, Juglandaceae. The transcript has 3 exons. Gene Ontology annotation, biological process: regulation of DNA-templated transcription. The record is from RefSeq and is a predicted model, not a curated record.